Molecule: messenger RNA, 1485 nt
Organism: Cimex lectularius (bed bug)
Lineage: Eukaryota; Metazoa; Arthropoda; Insecta; Hemiptera; Cimicidae
Gene: CycC
Product: cyclin-C
Exons: 4
Coding region: 207-1007 (266 amino acids)
Biological process (GO): positive regulation of transcription by RNA polymerase II
Cellular component (GO): nucleus; mediator complex
Molecular function (GO): cyclin-dependent protein serine/threonine kinase regulator activity
Source: RefSeq, a predicted model, not a curated record
UGGGAAGUUGGAAACAAUCUCAUCGUAGGUUUCCAGUCAAUUUCAGCUGUGUUUUCCUCUAAAACAACUAAAUUAAUUCAAAAAUAAUAAUUCUAAAUGCAGUAUCGUUCCUACGAAAAAUUAUUUUUGAUUUAUUAUAAAUAGAAGAAAUAUUUUCCCAAUUGGAUUUCUGUUGCUGCACGUUUGUUGGCCUGUUUUGAAGAAUUAUGGCCGGCAAUUUCUGGCAAAGUUCUCACUACCAGCAGUGGGUUCUGGACAAGCAGGACCUGAUACGGGAGAGGCAAUUUGACCUGGGUGUUUUAACUGAAGAAGAAUACCAAAAGAUUUUUAUAUUUUUCUCAAAUUUUAUACAAACUCUGGGUGAACAGCUUAAGCUAAGGCAACAGGUGAUUGCGACUGCCACUGUGUAUUUUAAGCGAUUUUAUGCGAGAAAUUCAUUGAGAUGCAUUGAUCCACUUCUCUUGGCGCCGACCUGUUUAUUUCUUGCAUCAAAGGUAGAAGAGUUUGGAGUUAUUUCUAAUAAUAGGUUGAUAUCUACUUGUCAGACUGUUGUCAAAAAUAAAUUCAGCUAUGCCUACGUACAAGAAUUCCCUUAUAGGAGUAAUCACAUACUUGAAUGUGAAUUUUAUUUGUUGGAGAAUCUGGAUUGUUGCCUUAUAGUCUACCAGCCUUAUAGGCCGCUUCUACAGCUCCUCGCAGAUAUUGGUCACGAGGAUCAAUUGCUGGCGUUGGCUUGGAGGGUUGUAAAUGAUUCUUUAAGAACUGAUGUCUGCCUGCUUUAUCCGCCUUAUCAAAUCGCAAUCGGCUGCUUGCAAAUUGCGUGCGUAAUAUUACAGCGGGAUUUGAAGUCUUGGUUUGCCGAGCUAAACGUUGACAUAGAGAAGAUUCAAGAAAUUGUCCGUUACGUGAUAAACCUGUUUGAACUUUGGAAAACUUACGACGAGAAGAAAGAUGUCCAGGCUCUUUUGGCCAAAAUGCCUAAACCAAAAAUCCAAUCAUCCAGAUAGCUAGGGGAGGACAUGCCUUCAGGCAUGCAGUAACAAUUGAUUGGAUAAAGUACUUUUCUGAUAAGAAAUACUGACAAAUUAAUACACAACAGUGUCAUCGCAGAAAAUUAAUAUAACUGAAUCAUUUUAAUACAUUUGUAUUUAAAUUGUUAUAAAAGUCUAUGAUUGACUGUUUAGUUCCUAAAUGUUUAGAGCGAUAUGAUUAUAAUCUCUUCUAUUAACUUUUAUUCUUGAGUAUUAGAAAAGAUUACAAAUUAUAUUUACCAAUUUAUCAUUUGUGUAAGCAUUGUGAUGGGUAGUUUGAUUAAAUAUGAAUGUUUUAAUGUCGUACAAGGAAUGGUUGUGUGAAAGAUAUACCUUGUAAAAAUGUGUUUUCACAAUUGUAAUUUUAAAAAUUUGAGCGAAUUUGAUUUUAGGCAUCGUAAGAUCUGUACAAGACUGUCCAAAAUAAAUUUUUCAUAGGGUUUGUUUGCAUUAA